AUGGUAGAAGCAGCAGAGGGCAACCCCACGACGUGGAAGUUCACACAGUGCUUCGGUGACAAGGGCGAUGUUGAAGAUAUAACAGAAGCGGACAUUAUUUCCACUGUCGAGUUCGAUCAGACGGGUAACUAUCUGGCGACAGGUGACAAGGGUGGUCGAGUGGUCCUCUUCGAGAGGAAUGAAACGAAGAAGACUUGCGAAUACAAAUUCCACACCGAGUUCCAGUCGCACGAGCCUGAGUUUGAUUACUUGAAGUCCCUCGAGAUCGAAGAAAAGAUCAACAAGAUCAAAUGGUGUCGCCGCCAAAAUGCGUCGCAUUAUCUUCUGUCCACAAACGACAAGACGAUCAAGCUCUGGAAGGUGUUUGAGAAGUCGCUGAAAGUUGUUGCGGAGAACAAUCUAUCACACGAGUUGACGCCCGGAGGUGGGGUUGCUGGUGGAGGCGGUCCUGUCAGGAACCCAAACGCACACUUCCGCGCCGCUACCGACUUAAAACUACCUCGCCUCACCCACCACGAUACCGUCGUCGCUGCCGUACCGCGAAAGACAUACGCAAACGCGCACGCCUACCAUAUCAACAGUAUAUCUGUGAACAGCGAUGGCGAGACGUUCAUCAGUAGCGAUGACUUGAGAAUCAACCUUUGGAACCUGAAUAUUCAGGAUCAGAGCUUCAACAUAGUCGACAUCAAGCCCGCUAACAUGGAGGAGCUCACAGAGGUCAUAACUGCAGCAGAAUUCCACCCCAUCAGCUGCAACUGGUUCAUGUACGCCAGCUCUAAGGGCACGAUCAAAUUGGCAGACAUGCGAGAGAGUGCCCUGUGCGACCAGCAUGCAAAACAAUUUGAGCAGGAAGAAGAUCCGUCCUCCCGCUCUUUCUUCUCUGAGAUCAUCUCUUCGAUCUCUGAUGUUCGCUUCUCUCACGAUGGCCGCUACAUCCUCUCACGCGACUACCUCACCGUCAAGAUUUGGGACGUAAACAUGGAGCGGACCCCUGUCAAGACAAUCCCCAUUCACGAGCACCUGCGACCUCGGCUGUGCGACACUUAUGAGAACGACAGCAUUUUUGACAAAUUCGAAGUUGUCUUCUCCGGUGAUGCCAAGAACGUCAUGACAGGCAGCUACAAUAACAACUUCAUGAUCUACCCAUCUGAUCCUGAAAAGGACACAGAGGUGGUUCUGCAGGCAGACAAGUCGGCUUUCAAGGCUAAGAAGGUUGGCAUUCCCACACCGAUGAACUCGUCAACAAGCCCAACAGGUGGAAAGAAGGGUGGUUCAAGAGCCGGCAGCCCUGCUGCUGGUGCAGCUGGGCAAGGUCAGCGCAUGAGGAAAGAGACAGAUGCGGAUCAGAUCGAUUUCAACAAGAAGAUCCUGCACAUGAGCUGGCAUCCAUUCGAGGAUAGCAUUGCUAUUGCAGCAACCAACAACCUCUUCGUCUUCUCGGCGUUGUAA
Didymella exigua CBS 183.55 is the source of this 1449-nucleotide messenger RNA. Its product is annotated as protein phosphatase 2A regulatory subunit PR55. Gene Ontology annotation, molecular function: protein phosphatase regulator activity; protein binding. Gene Ontology annotation, cellular component: protein phosphatase type 2A complex; cytosol. Gene Ontology annotation, biological process: peptidyl-serine dephosphorylation. The transcript has 6 exons. Bases 1 to 1449 code for a protein of 482 amino acids. The record is from RefSeq and is a predicted model, not a curated record. NCBI's taxonomy places the organism in Eukaryota, Fungi, Ascomycota, Dothideomycetes, Pleosporales, Didymellaceae.